Messenger RNA from Phymastichus coffea, 1806 nucleotides. Its product is annotated as leucine-rich repeat neuronal protein 1. Gene Ontology annotation, molecular function: protein binding. NCBI's taxonomy places the organism in Eukaryota, Metazoa, Arthropoda, Insecta, Hymenoptera, Eulophidae. Bases 73 to 1506 code for a protein of 477 amino acids. The transcript is spliced from 6 exons. The record is from RefSeq and is a predicted model, not a curated record.
CCCACUCGCGAUAAUAAGCGCUUGGCUACGGUUAAGCCAGUUCGGACGUGGAUUUUGCUGGAUAUAGACACCAUGCCGCGGAUUUUCGACGCUAUCCUCGUUCUUUCCUUUGCGUUUGCUUUGGCUAUACCAGAUAAUGAACCGACACUCAACAGAAAAGUGUGUGACGUGUGUAGAUGUACCGUCAACAUUGUCGAUUGUUCGAAUCGGAACCUUACGUCGAAUCUGGACGAUCACGAAUGGCCGAGUACACCGUUGGAGUUGAUCACUUUUGAAAACAAUCAAAUCGCUAAAAUCAAACCAUUUACCAGUAACGUCGUCGUCAAAGCAAUCAAACUUUGCCACAAUAAGAUCGACAUGAUCGAGCAUCAUGCUUUUAAGUGGACUUACAAUCUCACGGAGCUUGAUUUGAGUCACAAUUUGCUUACCGCUGAGAACCUUAUGCCUUAUGCUUUCGAGGGACGAUUUCAACUAGACGCUUACGCACCUCUGAAAAAACUGCAAGUUUUGAAUCUAUCGAACAACUUGUUACACUCAAUCAACCGCGAUCUUUUCGAGCAUACUAAAGAUUUGAGAACGUUAAUAUUGUCAAACAAUCCGUUGGAAGGAAUCGACGUACCGGUUAUGUAUUCAUUCGCCGAGUUGCCGUAUCUCGAAGAAUUGCAUCUCAGUAACUGCAGUUUAAAGAAAGUCGACGAAGCUAUUUUGCAUUCAUUCAGAUUCUUAAAGAAGUUGAACAUUAGUUACAAUAAUUUCUUCGUACUUCCCGAUGCUUUGAGCCAGACAAAGCCAUUAGAAGUUCUCAUAAUGGAUGGCAAUCCUAUCGAAUUGUUAAACGAAGCUAAUGAGUUUCCAUUAAUGCCAAACUUGAAAGAAUUGCAGAUGAAUAAUAUGACUAGAUUACUCGCUAUCGACAAAGGGUCUCUUUCCAAUCUCGAGAACCUCGAGAUUUUAUCGAUUGAGAACUGCCCGCUGUUGGAAGAAAUCGAUGAUGAAGCACUUGCCAAAAAGCAAGAACAAGGAACUACAACGUGGCCUCCACUGAAGAAGCUGUAUCUGUCGAACAACGCACUGCGCUAUUUACCGGCAAGCCUGGUCGCGAGAUGGGAUAAACUCGAAGAAUUGCGCAUAACGAACAACCAAUGGAGCUGCGAUUGCGACAAUCAAUAUCUCAUCAGUACACUGCUUGUCGAGCAAGGAAAACGUCUAAUGGGUACCAACGUAAUCGCAUCGCUCACCUGUUCAGCACCACCAGAGCAUCGUAACCGAACUCUCAUGUCACUCUCCAAUCGCAAGCUUCGCUGUCUGGAUUACUAUGGUGCCCGACCGGAACGCGACGCUGCCGUUCUCGUGGGUAUGCUACUUGGAGUUUUACUAGCCGUACCAGUGGUACUCGUGAUAUUCAUCUUCUGGAAGAGAGGAUUCUUCUUCUGCGGACGACAGGGUCCUGCGAGUUUUUCGCGUGCUUUUUAUAAACGCGCAGAGCCUUGCGACUAUGAUAUUUAGGAAUACAGACUUUCUUUUGUUUUUUAUACUUUUUUGUAUUACUGAAGAGCGUUAUGUUUGACUUAAUUACAAAUUUUAUUAUUUUGCUUGCUUGUGCUUCGAUUCGUUUAUUCGCGAUGGAUAUUUUAUACGUUAUAUUGAUUGUACAGGAAUGUUAUUCACAAGAGUUACUGUUUCAUUGAAAAGGAAUGUACAAUCCGUCGAUUACUAUUUUAGUCCCAGUGUUUUCUUAUAACAAUUUUAUUUUUACACCAUGCCAGAGAACAAAAAGAUUAUAUCAAAUGUACAUUUAUAAUAAAU